GAAUCUUUAGACAAUUGCACUGGAAAACAAGACACACUGAGGAAGAACGAAACUUUUUUGCUCUGUGAUCAGAAGGUAGGCUACAGUAAAAGUUAUUUCCAUAGACCCUGUGGAAUUAAAUUAAAAGGAUGCAAAAAUCCACUUGUUUACAUUUACACACAAAAAAGGGACCUCUUCCAGGAAAACAGACCAAAAUAUUGAUGAGUCAUCCAGCACUACAUGUUUUUGUCCAAUCAAAUGCUCUCUAGAAAGGGAAUGUUCCCUCCCACUAAAUUAUCUCGCUUCUCUUCACUAAUCAUGGUUCGUCGUUGUGUAUUUGGCUGUUCUAACGCACGGACAUUAUUUUGUUUCCCAACCACAAACUGGUUACGAAAGAAGUGGCUUGAGUUUAUACAUUUCGAAGAGGAGGCUAUUUGUGCCAGCUCCCGACUUUGUGACAGGCAUUUCUCAGAUGAAUUCUUCACCAAUUUAGGGAUGGUUACUGCAGGGAUAACGUGUUACCUUACAUUAGCAGACACUGCCGUUCCCACUCUGUACACUGUAGGCCCUUCCCCUCCCGCACGACCAAUGACACGAGAGGUGGGCUGCCAAUGUAAUGGUCCGGUUCUGAAGAGUGUGGCAGUCCAAGCAGUACUCACCCAAAAAAAGCCUAAACGGAGGAGUAAAGCAAUUCAAGUCAGACCUUUUGGGAGUACUAGUGCUAGUGUGUCCUGCUCCGAUGAGGACUUCCCAUUCAAAUCCGAAUCUUCAUUCACAUCAACACCAAUUAAAAGACCACGCAUGGAGGAUUCCUCAGAGGGGACAUCAUACAGCUCAGAGGAGCCAACAGAUGAUACUCACGUGCCUGAUAUCAUUCAGGAGGAAGACAUAAAACUUGAGCCCUGUGAUUCUUCGUACAUCGUCGUCACCAUCUGAAUCCUCCAUUUCGUCAUCUGCGGAGAACAGGAUCUGACCAGCACAAGAGGAAGAGUGCUAAACAAAGACAGUUCAACUAAUCAUCUUUUUUUUUUUUUAAACAAGCAGGUGAAGACAUUUUACCCUAAAAAGUGGAACACUUUUUGCAAAUCUGAAGUGUAAAAUUGUAACACUUAAUUUCUGAGUGAGCUGCUCAUCUCUUUACAAGAGAGAAAGAUGGACUACAGUCACAUGACAGAUGUCAAUGAAUAUAUAUUUGACACCUACAUUGUAUGUGGAUGGAAAUUCUACACUCAAGUGACUGUACUCACUGUCAAAGUUUCCUGUAAUGGUCAUGAAAAUGUACUAGGGGAAAAGGGGAAUGUCCCAUCUAGGACAGGAAGAGGGAUGUUUUUGAAGUUGGCACUGUAGGUCAGGGGAAACCCAAAAUAUGAAUGCUGCCAUUCAAAGAUGUUUGAGAAGCAGCAAAAGCGUCAGAUAUCAUGUUCAAACUUUGAUAGUUGAAAGUAUACAUUCCAUUAAUAAAAUAAUUUGUCAUAAGUUAUUUACUUAUGCAAAUAUGUAUUCUGUGGUUGAAACACAAAUCAUCUAAACUUCAAUAGAAAUGUGAUAGUUAAACUUUUGAAUGUGGCCCAGGUCAAAGUGAUUGAAUUCAAUUUAAACCAGAUCGUUUCGAAACGCUGGUGCUCAUGUCACAAAUUAUGCAAUUCAUUUAAUUAAAGUUUCAUUCAAUUAACA
Messenger RNA from Pimephales promelas (fathead minnow), 1653 nucleotides. The record is from RefSeq and is a predicted model, not a curated record. NCBI's taxonomy places the organism in Eukaryota, Metazoa, Chordata, Actinopteri, Cypriniformes, Leuciscidae.